This is a messenger RNA of Arvicanthis niloticus (Nile rat), 1299 nucleotides long. RefSeq lists its product as uncharacterized. NCBI's taxonomy places the organism in Eukaryota, Metazoa, Chordata, Mammalia, Rodentia, Muridae. The record is from RefSeq and is a predicted model, not a curated record.
AUGCUGGUGGUACUGCUCACAGCAGCCUUGCUGGUCCUGACUUCAGCUCAGAGCUCAAAUGAAGAGGUCAUCUAUAAAGACUCACCUUCUCAGUUCUCAGAGGUAGAGCACCAGAGCCAGGGACAUGGUCAACAUCAUCCAAAACCACCUCCUGGAGGAUUUCCCCCAAGACCUCCUGCUUCUGAUGAAGAUGAUGAUGGUGAUGAUAGUGAUGAUGAAGAUAAUGAUGGUAGUGGGGAAGAUGUAAAUAGACCAGAGAGACCACCACAUCAUGGGGGCAAUCCCCAGCAUCCUCAGCAUCUACAUCCUCCUCACCCAGGACACCACCAUGGUCCACCACCACAGGGAGGCCCUCAGAGACCCCCUCAGCCUGGAAGCCCACAAGGCCCACCCCCAACGGGAGGCCCCCAGCAGAGACCUCCUCAAGGCCCACCCCCAACAGGAGGCCCCCAACAGAGGCCUACUCAAGGCCCACCCCCAACAGGAGGCUCCCAGCAGAGACCUCCUCAAGGCCCACCCCCAACAGGAGGUCCCCAACAGAGGCCUACUCAAGGCCCACCCCCAACAGGAGGCUCCCAGCAGAGACCUCCUCAAGGCCCACCCCCAACAGGAGGCUCCCAGAAGAGACCUCCUCAAGGCCCACCCCCAACAGGAGGCCCCCAACAGAGGCCUACUCAAGGCCCACCCCCAACAGGAGGCCCCCAACAGAGACCUUCUCAAGGCCCACCCCCAACAGGAGGCUCCCAGCAGAGACCUCCUCAAGGCCCACCCCCAACAGGAGGCUCCCAGCAGAGACCUCCUCAAGGCCCACCCCCAACAGGAGGCUCCCAGAAGAGACCUCCUCAAGGCCCACCCCCAACAGGAGGCCCCCAACAGAGACCUCCUCAAGGCCCACCCCCAACAGGAGGCCCCCAACAGAGACCUUCUCAAGGCCCACCCCCAACAGGAGGCUCCCAGCAGAGACCUCCUCAAGGCCCACCCCCAACAGGAGGCCCCCAACAGAGGCCUACUCAAGGCCCACCCCCAACAGGAGGCCCCCAACAGAGACCUUCUCAAGGCCCACCCCCAACAGGAGGCUCCCAGCAGAGACCUCCUCAAGGCCCACCCCCAACAGGAGGCCCCCAACAGAGACCUCCUCAAGGCCCACCCCCAACAGGAGGCUCCCAGCAGAGGCCUACUCAAGGCCCACCCCCAACAGGAGGCCCCCAGCAGAGACCCCUUCAGCAUGGAAACCAGCAAGACCAACCCCUGCAUGGAAACUAUGAACAGCCAAGUUACCUAUGGUCAUUUUUUGCAUAA